GCAGUACUGGAGUAGCUUUGCUUUGGUGUCUUUCCCUUUCCUCUUAAGUCUUAAGUUGCUUAAACCUGCAGCACUCUUCUUCUUCUCUCUCUAUCCUUCUCUCUCUGCGCGGCCUUAGAUUCUGAAUCGCAAGGUUAUGCUUCUCUGUUUUCGCCGGUAGAGUGAUUGAGCUGUGAGGUUUUGAUUGGUUGCUAAGAGCAAUGUCGUCGUCGAGAGCGGGGCCGGAUCAGGGGCCGCCGCCGCAGCGGCGUAUCCAGCGGACGCAGACAGCUGGAAACCUCGGGGAGGCGGCGUUCGACAGUGAGGUGGUGCCGUCAUCGCUUGUUGAAAUCGCUCCCAUUCUUCGUGUGGCCAACGAGGUCGAAUCGCACAAUCCCAGAGUUGCUUAUCUAUGUCGAUUUUAUGCCUUUGAGAAAGCUCAUAGGUUGGAUCCCACUUCUAGUGGACGUGGUGUUCGUCAGUUCAAAACUGCUCUUCUUCAACGUCUUGAAAGGGAGAAUGAUCCAACUCUUAUGGGAAGGGUAAAAAAAAGUGAUGCACGUGAAAUGCAGAGCUUCUAUCAACACUAUUACAAAAAAUAUAUUCAAGCUUUGCAAAAUGCGGCCGAUAAAGCUGACCGCGCACAACUUACCAAGGCAUACCAGACUGCCAAUGUUCUAUUUGAGGUUUUAAAGGCUGUUAAUAUGACACAAUCUAUGGAAGUUGAUCGUGAGAUUUUGGAAGCUCAUGAUAAAGUUGCAGAAAAGACAGAGCUAUUGGUUCCUUACAAUAUCCUUCCACUUGAUCCUGAUAGUGCAAAACAAGCAAUUAUGACAUACCCAGAGAUUCAAGCUGCUGUUUUUGCUCUUCGUAACACCAGGGGUCUUCCUUGGCCUAAGGAAUACAAAAAGAAAAAAGAUGAGGAUGUUCUUGAUUGGCUGCAGUCAAUGUUUGGGUUUCAGAAGGACAGUGUGGCGAAUCAACGGGAGCACCUGAUAUUGUUACUUGCAAAUGUGCACAUAAGGCAGUUUCCAAAGCCUGAUCAACAGCCCAAGUUGGAUGACCGUGCCCUGACAGAAGUGAUGAAGAAGCUUUUCAAGAAUUACAAAAAAUGGUGCAAGUUCUUGGGCCGGAAAAGUAGCCUUUGGUUACCAACCAUACAGCAAGAGGUGCAACAGCGCAAGCUGCUUUACAUGGGUCUAUAUCUUUUGAUAUGGGGGGAAGCUGCAAAUUUGAGAUUCAUGCCAGAAUGCCUUUGUUACAUUUAUCAUCAUAUGGCAUUUGAAUUGUAUGGUAUGUUAGCUGGGAAUGUGAGUCCAAUGACAGGAGAAAAUGUGAAGCCAGCCUAUGGAGGUGAAGAUGAGGCUUUCUUGAAAAAAGUUGUGACUCCUAUCUAUAGCGUGAUUGCCAGGGAAGCUGAUUGGAGCAAACGAGGGAAAUCAAAGCAUUCCCAGUGGAGGAACUAUGAUGAUAUAAAUGAAUACUUUUGGUCAGUGGAUUGUUUCCGGUUGGGUUGGCCGAUGCGUGCAGAUGCUGAUUUCUUUUGCUUGCCUAGUGAACGACUUAGUUUUGAUAAAAAUAGUGAGGAUAGCAAACCAGCUAGUGGAGAUCGAUGGGUGGGGAAAGUUAACUUCGUUGAGAUACGGUCAUUCUGGCAUAUCUUUAGAAGCUUUGACCGCAUGUGGAGUUUCUUUAUUCUAUGUUUACAGGUUAUGAUAAUUGUUGCUUGGAAUGGCUCGGGCCAACCCACAUCAAUAUUUUCUGCCGAUGUAUUCAAGAAAGCUUUGAGCGUCUUUAUAACUGCUGCAAUAUUGAAGCUUGGGCAAGCUGUUCUAGAUGUAAUUCUUAGCUGGAAGUCUAGGCGGAGUAUGUCAUUCCAUGUUAAGUUGAGAUAUAUUGCUAAGGUCAUUUCAGCUGCUGCAUGGGUAAUAAUUCUACCGGUUACUUAUGCGUAUACUUGGGAAAACCCUCCUGGGUUUGCUCAGACCAUUAAAGGUUGGUUUGGCAGUAAUAAAAAUGCGCCCUCCUUGUUCAUCUUGGCUGUUGUUAUCUACUUGUCACCGAAUAUGCUGGCUGGGGUGUUGUUUCUUUUCCCAUUUAUUCGCCGAUUCCUUGAGAGAUCAAACUAUAGGAUUGUGAUGCUUAUGAUGUGGUGGUCACAGCCUCGUCUCUAUGUUGGGAGGGGAAUGCAUGAGAGCACAUUUUCUCUUUUCAAGUACACGAUGUUUUGGGUUCUUCUUAUAGUGACAAAGUUGGCAUUCAGUUACUACAUAGAGAUAAAGCCUUUAGUGGGUCCAACAAAAGCCAUCAUGAAUGUUCGUAUAACUAAUUUCCAGUGGCAUGAGUUCUUUCCCCGUGCAAAGAACAAUAUCGGUGUUGUGAUUGCACUCUGGGCUCCAAUUAUCCUGGUCUAUUUUAUGGAUACCCAGAUUUGGUAUGCAAUAUACUCGACAAUAUUCGGAGGUAUUUAUGGUGCAUUCCGUCGCCUUGGAGAGAUACGGACACUAGGAAUGCUAAGAUCUCGCUUUGAAUCAUUGCCUGGUGCUUUUAACGCCCGUUUAAUUCCGGUGGAUAAGAGUGAGCCAAAGAAGAAAGGACUGAAGGCUACAUUGUCCCGCACCUUUGGUCAUGUAAAAGAAUUAUUUUCAUUAUGUAGAAUUCGUUACAUGUCUGUUAUAUUUCCGAUUCUGGUUUGUAUUAAUGUGUCUACUCUGCAGGUUGAAGGUAGCAAAGAGAAACAGGCUGCAAGGUUUGCGCAAUUAUGGAACAAAAUAAUAAGUAGUUUCAGAGAGGAGGAUCUUAUAAGCAAUAGGGAAAUGGACCUUUUGCUUGUUCCUUAUUGGGCUGAUCGUGAUUUGGACCUCAUACAGUGGCCUCCAUUUUUACUUGCUAGCAAGAUCCCGAUAGCAUUAGACAUGGCCAAGGACAGCAAUGGCAAGGAUAAAGAGCUAACAAAAAGGAUCUUGGCUGAUGAAUACAUGCAUUGCGCUGUUCGUGAAUGCUAUGCUUCAUUUAAGAACAUAAUUAAGUUUCUGGUUCAGGGGAGCCGUGAGAAAGAGGUUAUAGAUUACAUAUUUCUUGAGGUUGACAAGCACAUAGGAGAGGGUAACCUGAUCCGUGAAUUCAAGAUGAGUGCUCUUCCUAGCCUCUAUGACCACUUUGUUAGCCUUAUCAAUUUUUUGUUAAAGAAUAGUCAGGACGACAGGGAUCAAGUUGUGAUUCUAUUCCAGGACAUGCUGGAGGUAGUGACAAGAGAUAUAAUGAUGGAGGACCAGGACCAUAUAACCAGCUUGGUAGAUUCAGUCAACGGAGGGUCGGGCCAUGAGGGGAUGAUGCCUCUUGAUCAACAUCAACAGCAUCAGUUGUUUGCAUCUGCUGGAGCUAUCAACUUUCCUCUUACACAUGUAACAGAGGCUUGGAAGGAGAAGAUUAACCGUCUUUAUCUAUUACUUACCACAAAGGAGUCUGCCAUGGACGUGCCAUCCAACUUAGAAGCUAGAAGGCGAAUUUCUUUCUUCUCGAAUUCAUUGUUUAUGGAUAUGCCUCCAGCACCAAAAGUUCGCAAUAUGCUUUCUUUCUCUGUUUUAACUCCUUACUACACCGAGGAGGUUCUCUUUUCCAUUGAAGGUCUGGAAAAACCGAAUGAAGAUGGUGUUUCUAUUCUCUUCUACUUGCAAAAGAUUUUCCCAGAUGAAUGGAACAACUUUCUUCAGCGUGUGAAUUGCAACAACGAAGAUGAUUUGAACAACUUUCUUAAAGGGUCUGAUGAAUUGGAAGAAGAACUUCGACUAUGGGCAUCAUAUAGAGGCCAAACUUUGACUCGUACUGUAAGAGGGAUGAUGUACUACCGGAAAGCUUUGGAGCUUCAGGCUUUUCUGGAUAUGGCCAAAGAUGACGAUUUAAUGGAAGGCUAUAAGGCCAUAGAGUUGAAUUCAGAAGAUCAAUCAAAGGAGGGAAGGUCACUAUGGGCGCAAUGUCAAGCAGUAGCUGAUAUGAAAUUCACAUAUGUGGUUUCAUGCCAACUGUAUGGGAUUCAAAAGCGAUCUGGUGAUCAUCGUGCACAGGACAUUCUGAGGCUCAUGACAACAUACCCGUCAUUACGAGUGGCAUAUAUUGAUGAGGUUGAAGAACCUAGCAAAGAUAGGGCUCAGAAGAUAAACCAAAAGGUUUAUUAUUCUACUUUAGUAAAGGCUGCUAUGCCAAAGUCAAUUGAUUCUUCAGAGCCAGUACAAAAUCUUGACCAGGUUAUUUAUCGCAUAAAGCUUCCGGGACCUGCUAUCUUGGGAGAGGGAAAGCCAGAAAAUCAAAACCAUGCCAUUAUUUUCACACGUGGAGAAGGCUUACAAACAAUUGACAUGAACCAGGAUAACUACAUGGAAGAAGCUUUGAAAAUGAGGAAUUUGCUACAAGAAUUUCUCAAACAUGAUGGCGUUAGGCACCCUUCAAUUCUUGGACUUAGGGAGCAUAUAUUUACGGGAAGUGUUUCUUCUCUAGCUUGGUUCAUGUCAAAUCAGGAGAACAGUUUUGUGACUAUUGGUCAAAGACUAUUGGCCAACCCUCUCAGGGUUCGAUUUCAUUAUGGCCAUCCCGAUGUGUUUGAUAGGCUCUUUCACCUUAGUAGAGGGGGUGUCAGUAAGGCAUCCAAGGUUAUCAAUUUGAGUGAAGACAUUUUUGCGGGCUUUAAUUCCACUCUCCGUGAAGGCAAUGUAACUCAUCACGAAUACAUACAAGUGGGGAAGGGGAGAGAUGUCGGUCUUAACCAAAUCUCCAUGUUCGAGGCAAAAAUUGCUAAUGGCAACGGGGAGCAGACACUCAGUCGAGAUAUAUACCGACUUGGACAUCGUUUUGACUUUUUCCGUAUGUUGUCAUGCUAUUUCACCACAAUUGGUUUCUACUACAGUACUCUGAUCACUGUCCUUACAGUGUAUGUCUUCCUUUAUGGUCGCCUCUACCUGGUUCUUAGUGGACUUGAAGAAGGUUUGAGCACUCAAGCAGCAAUUCGAGAUAAUAAGCCUCUUCAAGUUGCUCUUGCUUCUCAAUCAUUUGUUCAAAUAGGGUUUUUGAUGGCUUUGCCUAUGUUGAUGGAAAUUGGCUUGGAAAAGGGUUUCCGAACUGCAUUAAGUGAAUUCGUGUUGAUGCAAUUGCAAUUGGCCCCAGUAUUUUUCACAUUCUCACUUGGGACAAAGACCCACUAUUAUGGACGGACAUUACUGCAUGGUGGUGCCAAAUAUAGAUCGACAGGUCGUGGGUUUGUGGUGUUCCAUGCCAAGUUUGCCGACAACUAUAGGCUCUACUCUCGCAGCCACUUUGUUAAGGGUAUUGAGCUCUUGAUUUUACUUGUGGUGUACCAGAUCUUUGGUCAUACUUAUAGAAGUGCUGUUGCCUACAUUUUAAUCACUGUAUCUAUGUGGUUUAUGGUGGUUACCUGGCUUUUUGCUCCCUUUCUGUUCAAUCCCUCUGGUUUUGAGUGGCAAAAGAUAGUUGAUGAUUGGACUGAUUGGAAUAAGUGGAUAAGCAACCGUGGAGGUAUAGGUGUUCCACCUGAAAAAAGUUGGGAAUCAUGGUGGGAGGAGGAACAAGAACAUCUUCGAUAUUCUGGAAAACGUGGUAUUGUAGCUGAGAUACUGCUAUCCGUACGUUUCUUUAUCUAUCAGUAUGGGCUCGUAUAUCACUUGAACAUUGCAAAGAAAACCAAGAGUGUCCUGGUCUAUGGUAUCUCAUGGCUGGUGAUCGUCCUUAUUUUGUUUGUCAUGAAGACUGUAUCUGUUGGUAGGAGAAAGUUCAGUGCUGAGUACCAACUUGUAUUCCGGCUGAUCAAGGGAUUAAUAUUCAUUACUUUUGUGUCCAUUUUGGUCACUUUGAUUGUGCUGCCUCACAUGACCCUGCAGGACAUCAUUGUUUGCAUUCUUGCUUUCAUGCCAACUGGUUGGGGGAUGCUUAUGAUUGCCCAAGCUUGCAAGCCUAUUGUUCAAAAAGCUGGUUUAUGGCCAUCAGUUCGGACUCUUGCUCGUGGCUUUGAGAUUGUUAUGGGCUUGCUUCUGUUCACCCCAGUUGCAUUCUUGGCCUGGUUUCCUUUUGUUUCGGAAUUUCAAACUCGUAUGCUCUUCAACCAAGCAUUCAGUAGAGGUUUACAGAUUUCUCGUAUUCUUGGCGGGCAACGCAAGGAUCGUUCAUCCCGGAACAAGGAGUGACCUUGCUAACAAGAUCAACAUUGAAGCGAAGUUUUUGAUUGCUACGGUCAGAAGACUAGUUAAAAAAGAUCUUGUUGUGUUGUAAUUAUGAAUAUGUUGGGGUGCAUUUUUGUUAGUUCAAUUUAACUGACUGCAACCCUGUCGAUGUUCCGAUGGUAGUAAAAAUGCAUAUAUAUCUAGUUUUUAUUUA
Molecule: messenger RNA, 6360 nt
Organism: Rosa rugosa (rugosa rose)
Lineage: Eukaryota; Viridiplantae; Streptophyta; Magnoliopsida; Rosales; Rosaceae
Product: callose synthase 3
Exons: 43
Coding region: 201-6170 (1989 amino acids)
Biological process (GO): (1->3)-beta-D-glucan biosynthetic process
Cellular component (GO): plasma membrane; 1,3-beta-D-glucan synthase complex
Molecular function (GO): 1,3-beta-D-glucan synthase activity
Source: RefSeq, a predicted model, not a curated record